Messenger RNA from Ctenopharyngodon idella (grass carp), 3851 nucleotides. It is a transcript of the gene slc15a1a, whose product is annotated as solute carrier family 15 member 1a. NCBI's taxonomy places the organism in Eukaryota, Metazoa, Chordata, Actinopteri, Cypriniformes, Xenocyprididae. The transcript is spliced from 22 exons. Gene Ontology annotation, biological process: oligopeptide transport; transmembrane transport. Gene Ontology annotation, molecular function: dipeptide transmembrane transporter activity. The record is from RefSeq and is a predicted model, not a curated record. Bases 10 to 2154 code for a protein of 714 amino acids. Gene Ontology annotation, cellular component: membrane.
GACAAAAAGAUGGUUGAGACUAAGAAAAAGAAGAAAAAGACGGCUGAGUGUUGUGGGUAUCCAAUCAGCAUUUUCUUCAUUGUGGUAAAUGAGUUCUGUGAGAGGUUUUCCUACUAUGGCAUGCGAGCUGUGUUGGUGCUGUAUUUCCGAUAUUUUCUGCUUUGGGACGAUGACCUCGCGACCUCAAUCUAUCAUGCCUUUGUGGCGCUGUGCUACUUGACGCCCAUCAUGGGUGCCAUCAUUGCCGAUUCCUGGCUCGGGAAGUUCAAAACAAUCAUAUACCUGUCUAUAGUGUACGCUAUUGGCCAGGUCAUCAUGGCCGUCAGCACUGUUCAUGACAUCACCGAUACUAACAGAGACGGCACGCCGGAUAACAUCACCUUCCACAUCGGUCUGUCCAUGCUGGGUUUGGUCCUCAUUGCUCUGGGCACUGGCGGUAUUAAACCAUGUGUGGCUGCAUUUGGUGGCGAUCAGUUUCAGGAACAUCAGAGUCGCCAGCUCAACACAUUCUUCUCAGUGUUUUAUCUGUGCAUCAAUGCAGGAAGUCUUCUUUCCACUCUCAUUACGCCUGUUCUCAGAGCUCAGGAGUGUGGUAUCCACACUCAGCAGCAGUGUUAUCCUCUGGCUUUUGGCGUCCCAGCCGCUCUCAUGGUUGUGUCUCUGGUGGUGUUCAUCGCUGGCAGUGGCAUGUAUGUCAAAACAGAUCCAGAAGGAAACAUUAUUUGGUCUGUGUGUAAAUGCAUAUGGUUUGCCAUCGAAAACCGUUUCAGGCACAGAAGCAGCAUUCAUCCAAAGAGGGAACACUGGAUGGACUGGGCCAAUGAGAAAUAUGAUAAACUUCUUAUCGCUCAGAUAAAGAUGGUGUUGAAGGUGUUGUUCCUCUACAUCCCCCUGCCUAUGUUUUGGACCCUGUUUGACCAAAAGGGCUCCCGCUGGACUCUCCAGGCCACCACCAUGACUGGAGACUUUAAAGCGUUCAUCCUGCAGCCAGACCAGAUGCAGACUGUGAACCCCAUCCUGAUCCUGACCCUGGUGCCCAUCAUGGACCGGCUUAUUUUCCCUCUCAUUAAAAAGUGUGGCCUCAAUUUCAGCCCUUUGAAGAGAAUGACGGUUGGCAUGUUGUUUGCUGCCAUGGCGUUUGUUUCUGCAGCUUUAGUCCAGAUUGAGAUCGAUAAAACAUUGCCAAACUUCCCAUCAUCCUCUGAGAGCCAGCUAAAGGUGGUGAACAUGUUCAACAGUUCAUUGAACGUGACCAUCUCACCCAACGAGCCUCUUCUGAUAGACUCAUUUGAGAGCAGUGGAGAUUAUGUGACAUUUGAUCACCAGGACAUCACAGUGUCCUUAAACACAAAUCCUGUGAUCACCAAAGCUUUUAGUUUAAUUAAAGGAGGCCGCCAGACCCUGAUCAUCCCCUCUGACCCAUCCAUUAUGUAUCUGCAAGAAGAUAUAAAGUCCAAACCAAAGGAAGGAAAGAAUGCUGUUAGGUUUGUGAAUGGCUGGACAGCAGAUCUGAACAUCACUAACUUGGAUUCUAUUCAGUCAUCAGUCACUUCAAACUACACACUUGUUUCUCAGGGGACGCGGAAGUUUGUGCUCAGCAAUGGUAAGCAGUCGUGUGAGUUUUCUCAGAAGUUUGGAUUUGGUUCCUCAUACACCUUCCUCAUCCCCAGCACGCUGUUCUCGACUGAUUGUGAGUCUAUAAAGGUAGUUGAGGACAUGCAGCCCAAUUCAGUCCACAUGGCACUGCAGAUUCCUCAGUACUUCCUAAUUACUACAGGAGAGGUCAUGUUCUCGGUCACCGGCCUGCAGUUCUCAUACUCACAGGCUCCAAAGAAUAUGAAGUCAGUGUUGCAGGCUGGCUGGUUGUGCACUAAUGCCGUGGGAAACAUUAUUGUGCUGAUUGUGGCAGAGCUGGGAAAGCUUCCGAAACAGUGGGCAGAGUAUUUGUUGUUUGCGUCACUGCUUGUGGCUGUGAGUAUCAUCUUCUCCGUCAUGGCUUAUUUCUACACCUACAUUGACCCAGCGGAGAUUGAGGCCCAGAUCAGGAGGGAGCAAGGUCUUGAGCCAGAGGAGAAGAAGAAAGAGACACUGGAAAUGGUGGGAAAAGAUAAAGACCAGAACAAUGAGCAGAAGGUCAAACAAACCAAAAUGUAAGAUACAAAAAAAAAAAAAAUUUGAAGAUUGGAUUGUUAUAUGUUAAUAUGCUAAGAUCUCCCAUUUAGUUUCGUAUUUAUUAAAAUAGAAUGACUGGGAGCAGACAUGUUGAUGAUGUUAUUUGCAUCCAUUGUUGUCAAAUUCAGUGUUACCAUUGGCUGUAGUGAUCGACCGAUAUUGAUUUUUUAGAACCAAUACCAAUACCGAUAAUUUGUGUUUAUGUGCCGAUAACCGAUAUGCAGAACCGAUAUUUAUUUACUGUUAUACUUCUGUUUUUGACCUGAUUACAACACCACUGAACUGAACAAACCAUUUUAUUUAUAACAAUCACUCCCUUCUUGCAUAGAAAACAAAACAAAUCUUAUUUAUACACCAAUAAAUAGAGGGUCUGAAAGUGCAAAAAAUAAAAAGUGCACUGUUACUAAACUGUUUUUGUUUAAAAAAUAAAAUUUUCAAUAAAGCCAAAAAAAAAGAAAAAAGUAAAAUAAAUAAAGCACAUAAAAGUACUUCUAACCAAUUAAAAAAAUAAAACAAUCUAAACCACCUGAAAAAAUAGCACUAUUUUAAUGUAGCUUAAUACUCCCAGUUGAGCAGAAGUAGGUUGUAGUGUAGAAAACAGUCUUUCAGCAUUCUGCCCCAUAAGCCUGCUUCAUUGUUGUAUUGUUAAUUUUAAUCUUCAUAUUACAAAAAUAAUUUUAUUUAUACAAAGCAUCAGCAGCAACACUAAUGUUAACAAUAUGCAAAAUAAAUGUAGAAUGUCUAAUGUCUUCAAAUGGAGCACAUAAAUUACAGACAAGAGGCAUAUCAACUUUGCAGAAAUGUAAUACUUCAUUUUAAACUACAGUUUUAGUAGAUUUAUAAGCUGUUUAAUAGGCUAAAGAGUGAAGAAUAAUUCGCUGGAUAAUGUUAAAUAACUGAAUAAUAUUCUCUGGAAUAUUGGAAUAUAACAAACAAAACAUCGUAUUUUAUUGCAUUUCUCAAGUGGUAUGUUAUAUCAGAAUUAUUAAUAAAGUUUUUGUCGUUCUAGAUUAUGAAAUAUCUGCCGACAAAGCGCUGUUUAUCUAUCCAUUUACACAGAACUAUACUCAAACUGCGAUCGCUCGCGGAGAUAAUAAAUAAUUAAUUUCCAUAGAGUUGCGUUUACUUGGAUGUUUAUUAGCGAAUUAAUCGUAAUUAUUUAAACAUUUACUAUAUAACCGUGUUUUAAACAAGUGAAUCUUAUUAAAAGUUCCAUGGCCGUGCUGGAGCAUUUCCUGUAGCUUACAUCAACCCGCUGAGUGAACAGAAAAUGCAGACGACUUCACGAGACUAAUGAUGAGCAUAGACAACAGAGAGAGAAUUAAAUUCAGCGCUUUUAUUUCCAACGUGUGCUCAUUCAUGGCUGUAUUAUUUACAUACAAGAUGGCGGCGUUUAUCGGUAAAUCCGAUAUUACAAAACCGAUAACCGAUUAUGGUAAAAUGCUUAAAUAUCGGGAAAAAUAUCGGUAAUUCGAUAUAUCUGUCGAUCUUAAGUUGGCUGUAUUGAUAAGACCCUACUGAGUGAACAAAUGUAUCAUGAAAAAUGUAAAUGUAAUGUGUAAAAACCUUCUGUCAUGAUAUUUUUAGACAUGGUUUAAAAUGCAGCUGGUUUAUAUUGCAGAUAGUGUUUUUGUGUGUGAUCAUUUGCAUUUUGUGAAGAUUUUCUAAGCUAAUAAACA